This is a messenger RNA of Myripristis murdjan (pinecone soldierfish), 1429 nucleotides long. RefSeq names its product purinergic receptor P2Y2, tandem duplicate 1 (gene p2ry2.1). Gene Ontology annotation, molecular function: G protein-coupled UTP receptor activity; A1 adenosine receptor binding. Bases 103 to 1152 code for a protein of 349 amino acids. The transcript is spliced from 5 exons. Gene Ontology annotation, biological process: G protein-coupled receptor signaling pathway. Gene Ontology annotation, cellular component: plasma membrane. The record is from RefSeq and is a predicted model, not a curated record. NCBI's taxonomy places the organism in Eukaryota, Metazoa, Chordata, Actinopteri, Holocentriformes, Holocentridae.
CAAGCAUCACAGGGAUGCAUGACAUAGGCUGAGUGACAGCAGCCAGUCUUUGACAGGAGAUAGCGUUCUCACAGAGGGCGAAAGGGUGUUCUUACAACCAAGAUGGCUGCCUUUGAUGACAACAGCACCUACUCGCUGAAUCUGAGUGCCUUCAACUACUGUGAUUUUUCAGAAGAUUUUAAAUACAUCCUGCUCCCUGUCAGCUAUGCGCUGGUCUUUGUGGUCGGCCUGGCGCUGAAUGCCACAGCGCUGUACGUGAUCGUGUUCCGCACCAAGCGCUGGAAGCCCUCCACCAUCUACAUGUUCAACCUGACCAUGUGUGACACACUCUACAUCCUGACUUUGCCCUUCCUCAUCUACUACUAUGCAGAUGAGAACGACUGGCCCUUCAGUGAGCCGCUCUGCAAGCUCAUUCGCUUCCUGUUCUAUGCCAACUUAUAUGGUUCCAUUCUGUUCCUGUGCUGUAUCAGUCUGCAUCGCUUUAUUGGUAUCUGCUAUCCGGUCCGCUCACUCAACUGGGUCAGUGGCCGCCAGGCCAGGCUGGUGUCUGUGGCGGUGUGGGCCUGCGUGCUGCUCUGCCAGGCACCUGUUCUUUACUUCUCCCGAAUCAAAGAUAAGGACACAGGGAGGAUUUGCUACGACACCACCAGCCCAGAGCUCUUUGAUGAUUUCCUGGUGUACAGCUCAGCCAUUUCGGUACUGUUGUUUGCCCUGCCUUUCAUGGUGCUGAUGGUGUGUUAUGGCCUCAUGGUGAGGAAGCUUCUGGAGCCAGGCUGGGGGUCCCAAGGCGGGGCCAAUGGGCAGAGUCGAGGCCUGUCGAUGCACCGCACCAAGCAGAAGUCAGUAAAGAUGAUCAUCAUCGUUCUGGCAACCUUUAUGCUGUGCUUCCUCCCUUUCCACCUGACCAGGAGUCUGUAUUACUCCUUCAGAUACCUAAGGCAGGUCAACCCAGCACAGGUUAGCUGUGAAUUGCUGGAGGCGUCAAGUUUGGCCUACAAAGUGACUCGACCACUGGCUAGUGCCAACAGCUGUGUUGACCCCAUCCUCUACUUCCUGGCUGGGCAGGACAUCCGCAGUAACCUCACCAAGAAGAGCAGGCUUACAUCAUCAAAAGCAGGGAGUGUGAACACAGGCUUGACAACUCAACUCUGAUCCAGAUCAUAAAAGGAUCUCCUCUGGUGUAGAUGCCAUCCCCAAGCUGCUCAGGAGUGUACUUUGAAAUAAAACGGAUAGGCUCAGUUGUCUAUCACAAGACUUACAAGCACAAGACUUAUAAGGAAGAGAAUCCCUCAGAGCAGAAGUCUUUGCUAGCAAGAAUUAACACACAAUAUGUUUUGAUUCUUUAUGGAACUAUAAAUGUUGCUCAACUGCAGUACGUGAAAACAGAUCGAUCGCUGUUCUCUUCAUUUAGAAAUAACUUCACUGGAAC